Molecule: messenger RNA, 3856 nt
Organism: Vidua macroura (Pin-tailed whydah)
Lineage: Eukaryota; Metazoa; Chordata; Aves; Passeriformes; Viduidae
Gene: MIGA1
Product: mitoguardin 1
Exons: 16
Coding region: 455-2356 (633 amino acids)
Biological process (GO): mitochondrial fusion
Source: RefSeq, a predicted model, not a curated record
UCUUUUAAUUCUUUCAGCUGUCAUGCGUUCUUCCAGCAGUGGUGGUUUCAGAGGCAGGGUUGUUGCCGUGCGUGACUUAGAGGCUAUAGCACGGGAGCGGCCGGCUGAUCAAAGCAGACCGAGCCCUCCUUAGUCCUGGUUCUUGUACAGCUGCACAUCUGCACACAGCAGUCGGACAAACGGGGCCUAAGCUGAACCAGCAAAUUUGCUGUCUCCACAUUAAGUCUUGCAUCUACUCAAAAACAUCAAUCAAACAAGUCAUGUACCUGUGAUUGAAGAGAUUCGAGCUUGUAGAAGAAAAACGUCCUGGGCUUCUGUUGCAUAAUUAUGCACCCUUUAAGAAGGAUGCAUCCUUCCAUGCUUAGGUACCCUUUACAUCCUCAUAGUAUGUAUCCUUCUUUUGACAGAGUAUUCCGGAGACCAUCUGUGAUUGUUUUCAAGAUAGUUUUGCUUAAUGAGGUAUGGGAGAGAAGGAGCCAUGUCAGAAGAAGCUGUUACUGAGACACGAUUUUCUCUGAAGACAGUAGCUUUACGGGUGUUUAAUCUUCCCCUUUCCUGGUAUUAUUCCCUUAACCAGAUAAAGCUUUCCCCGGGGUUAAAGAAACUUUUCACAGUAACAGCAGUGAGUGCAAUAUCUGUGAUUUUUCUGGCCCAUCACUUUAAAAGAAGACGUGGAAAGAAAAACAAGAAAGUGCCACCAUGGGAACCAGCUCAUCUCGUAUUAGAGUGUACCAAAGCAGCUGCUUCAGAAAAAGGUUCUAGUUGUUCCAGUAGUCGACAAAACUUGACUCUUUCUCUGAGCUCUGCCAAGGAAAAAGGAUCUCAGUCCUGUAUCUAUGCAAAUGGAGGACUUUUCAGUAAAUACUCUGGUUCAGUUCAAAGCCUGACCUCGGUUCAGAGUGCCACCUCUUGUCACAGUUGUGCUUGUGCCAAUUCUAAUUCCUGGGAUAAAGCAGAUGAAGAUGACCUCAAGCUUGUCAAUAUUCCAGUGACUACACCUGAAAAUUUGUAUUUGAUGGGGAUGGAGCUGUUUGAAGAAGCACUGAGGCGCUGGGAGCAGGCGCUAACUUUUCGUAACAGGCAAGUUGAAGAUGAAGCAAUCUGUGGUUCCAUUAAGCUGGGAGCAGGAGAUGCAAUUGCAGAAGAAAGUGUAGAAGAUAUCAUUAGUGCUGAAUUCAUUCAUAAGCUUGAAUCUCUUCUUCAAAGAGCUUAUCGUCUUCAGGAAGAGUUUGAAGCCACCCUUGGGGUCUCUGAUCCUGCUGCUCUAGCUAAUGAUAUUGGAAGCCACACAUCGAAAGGAUCUGAGCACACAACGUGGGCUGGCAGAAAACUGGGCCCCUGCUGCUCUGAGGAUAAAAACACAGACAUUACUGUGAAGGAUAAUGCGGAUGAUUUCUGCCUUCGAGAUACAUUAAGCAUUGCAUCCACGGAUUCCUUUGUUUCCACAGCUGAGCUUUCAGAGCACAGAGAGAUUCGUAGCACGUAUGGUCUGGAUUCCCUUUGCCACUGCCCCCUGUAUGAAGAAGCCAUGCACUUAGCAGAAGAAGGCAAAAUUUAUUCACGGGUGUUAAGGACUGAAAUGUUUGAAUGUCUAGGAGACAGUGACUUCCUUGCUAAGCUUCAUUGUAUUCGACAAGCUUUUCAGAUAAUUCUUUCAGAAACAUCAAACAGAAUAUUUCUUGCUGAAAGUGGAAGAAAAAUUUUGUCUGCUUUAAUUGUGAAAGCACGAAAGAAUCCAAAGAAAUUUGAAGAUGUCUUUGAUGAAAUGAUACAUUUUUUGGAACAAACAGAUCACUGGGAUAAUACUGAAAUGGAACUUGCUGCUAGAGGAGUGAAAAAUCUGAAUUUUUAUGAUGUUGUUCUGGACUUCAUAUUAAUGGAUUCAUUUGAAGAUUUAGAAAAUCCACCAAUAUCUAUACAGAAUGUAGUAAAUAACCGCUGGUUAAAUUCCUCCUUUAAAGAAACUGCUGUGGCUUCAAGUUGUUGGUCAGUACUGAAGCAAAAAAGACAGCAAAUGAAGGUGCCUGAUGGAUUUUUUGCACAUUUCUAUGCUAUAUGUGAACAUAUCAGUCCUGUUUUGGCCUGGGGCUUUUUGGGCCCUAGAAAUUCCCUGUAUGAUCUAUGCUGCUUCUUCAAGGAUCAAGUGCUUUUCUUCCUCAAAGACAUUUUUGAUUUUGAAAAGGUGAGAUACUCAACUAUGGAGAGCCUGGCUGAAGACCUCACGCAGCUGCUGAUCCGGCACACGGAGCUGCUGCUGGCCUAUCUUGGGGCAGACUCACUGAGACACGUUGGGGCCUGUGUCAGUGGCCACAGGCCUGUCUUGACCAGUGGGCUCCUGGAAGCAAAAGUACAGUAAGCUUAAAAUCCCUGGCAAAUGACAGGGAGUGCACACAGAUGUGCUCUUUUCCACCCUUUUCUCUAGUGCUAAAGCUACUGUGGCUGUUACUGAGCAAGCAUCUGGGAAUGCAUCGUGUUGCUAAGUAUGGAAAAGGACUCAGGGAGGUUAAAUGUACAUCUGUGAGAACUGGGGAGCGUAUUACUGUAUAUACCUAAAUUAAUUCUGCAGCUCAGCUGUCGCUGUAUUUAUAUUUCAUGUAUCCCAAAGCUUUUUUCUGUAAUAUUCGGGUAAAGUUUAUUUAUGAAAUACUGUACUUUUGCACAAAUAAUUCGUAAGUGAAGCUGAUGGAGUUGUUUCCUUUAAAAGCUUAUAGUACAAAAUGUUCAUUGCAGAGUCUCCAAAUCAUUAGGUGUCUAGAUCUAGGAGGUGUUUUGACUGGGGUGUCUGCAGUCUCUGAUUCAUGUGACACGUGCAAUAAAGUAAUCACACGCACAGAACUGAACAUGUCGCCCCUGCCCCAGAAUUCCAUUUGUGUGGGUGUAAGCAGCCAUUUUGUACUACAGAGUGAUGGAGCAGUGCAGGAAAUGCAAGCACCAUUUGGGCAGGAAUGACUGCCAGUAUGCAAUUUUUACUUUAUUUUGAUUUAAAAUAUCUAAAUAUCACUAAGGUGUUUUAAAGUACUUCUUUAUAUUUGAAAAGCUAUACUAGCUUCACCAAUUAAUUUUAAACUUCCUUGUUCUAAAACCAUUACUACUCAAUAUGGUGGUAAAUGAACCAAUGUUAUUUUCAGUUCAUAUGUAGCAUUUCAAAAUAUAUUUUUAAAUACGUAUGUAUUAUAAGAUUUAUUAAUCAUGAAACAGAAUUGAAGGCAGUGUUUUAUAAUUUAAUAAUUUGUGUCUUCCUCCCUUCUUUGUGGGAAGUCAGGUGUCUGUUUAAGAGGAGAUUUAUGCAGUUGUGGCCAUCUGUGUGCAGUGUAAAACUGUGGCCAUGGAACCCUGAACUUCAGACAGGAGUACAGCACCUUCAGAAGGCAUGAGGCACCUUCUAGAAUGGCUCUUCCUGUUCCAGAGGUGAUGAAUAAUGAUGAGCUGUAAUCUUUGAAUUUCUGUCAACUGAAGCAAUGCUUCACAGUUUAGGCUCUAAACUGCACUUACAUGCCUUUGCCACACAAAGCCAGCCCACAAGAAUCUAUCCCAUGUCAAGAAAUAUGGAGUAAUUCCAAAUACUCAGAUAUUUGAGAAGCAUAUUGUUAAAAUCUGGAAUAUCAAAACAAACUUUGACUAGAAACAUUUCAACUUUCAUGUCAAACACAACCCAAAAGGAUGCUAUUCAAAAGGAGGGCCUCUGCUCUGUAAUUCAUAGAUUUUACUCCAUUUUGCUCCUUUGUUGUACUCAUUUGAUAAAUACAAAAAUGAUGAAAAUGUGUCAUAUUACUUGUGUGAAAUGCCAACUGAUGAUAGUUUAUUUAACAAAAAAGAGUAUACUCUAUAUGUAAUAAAACAGAAAUUCCAAAUGCUA